GUCGUGAAAAUGGCCAUAGUGUAGUAUAAAUAGGACGGACCUCUAUGGUUGCCCAAAGGCACAUAACAAACAACAAUAUUCUACGUAGUACGUAGUUCAUAGAAUUAUCUAAGAUGAUGAUGAAAAGAAUGGGGGCUUGGAUGUUGGUAGCAGUAUUGACUUUGGUUGGCGAAUGGCAUGGUCGUUGUUAUGGGUGUUCGGAGGAAGAGAGGAUUGGUCUCUUGGAGAUCCAAUCUUUGAUCGACCCAGAUGGCUUUUCCUUGGGAGAUUGGGUGGGCAGUAGUAAUUGUUGUGAGUGGUCUGGGAUCGAGUGUGAUAACACUACAAGGCGAGUGAUCCAAGUCUCUCUUUUUGGUGAAAGAGAUGAGAACUUGGGCGAUUGGGUUCUCAACGCAUCUUUGUUUCUGCCUUUUAAAGAAUUGCAAAGUCUUGAUUUGGGAAGGGCUAGUUUGGUUGGUUGCUUGGAGAAUGAAGGCUUCGAAGUCCUAUCAUCAAAACUGAGGGAACUUGGCCUAAGUGAAAACCGAUUUAAUGAUAAAAGCAUUUUGUCAUGCUUGACUGGGCUUUCCACUCUCAAGUCUUUAGAUCUAUCAUCUAAUAAGUUGACAGGAUCAGGUUUCAAAGUCUUGUCAUCAAGGUUGAAAAAGCUGGAGAACCUUCAUCUAAGUUCGAAUCAAUGCAACGAUAGCAUUUUUUCUUCUCUAACUGGAUUUUCAUCUCUCAAGUCUUUAGAUCUUUCAUACAAUCAGCUGACAGGAUCUAUCAAUAGUUUUCAACUCCUACCGAUGAGGCUGGGAAAGUUAGAGAACCUUGGCCUGGGAGGCAAUCGAUUGAACAGCAGCAUCUUAUCAAUUCUGAGUGGGCUUUCAUCCCUCAAGUCUUUAGAUCUGUCAGAGAAUAUGUUUACAGGAUCAGGUUGGUGUAAAUUAAAGAAUCUGAAGCAGUUGGAUCUUUCUGGAAAUAAUUUUGGAGGUUCACUCCCAAAUUGUUUGGGAAACUUGUCAUCUCUACAACUAUUAGAUGUUUCUAAAAACCAGUUUACUGGAAAUAUUGCCUCCGGUCCUCUUACCAACCUCACAUCCCUUGAAUUCCUCUCACUAUCAAAUAACCUUUUUGAAGUUCCCAUUUCAAUGAAGCCUUUUAUGAACCACUCAAGCCUUAAGUUCUUCUGCAAUGAGAACAACAAACUAGGAGCAGAACCUGCUGCCUUUGAUCAUUUGAUUCCAAAGUUCCAAUUAGUCUUUUUUCGCUGGUCAAAAACAACGGAAGCACUCAAAGUAGAAAUUCCCAACUUCCUCUAUUACCAAUACCACUUAAGAUUCCUUGAUCUCUCCCACAACAACAUCACUGGAAUGUUUCCAUCGUGGUUGCUUAAGAACAAUACACAAUUGGAGCAACUAUAUCUGAGCGAGAACUCCUUUGUUGGUACUUUGCAGUUGCAAGAUCACCCAUAUCCGAAAAUGACCGAAUUAGAUAUAUCCAACAACAACAUGAACGGUCAAAUUCCAAAGGAUAUUUGUUUGAUCUUUCCAAAUAUGGAGAGCUUAAGGAUGGCUAAGAAUGGAUUCACGGGUUGUAUUCCUUCUUGUUUAGGAAAUAUUAGCUCUUUGGAAAUUUUAGAUUUAUCCAACAAUCAAUUGUCUACAGUAAAACUAGAACUACUAACAACAUUACAGUGUCUCAAGCUGUCGAACAACACUUUGGGUGGGCAAAUAUCAACCUCGGUGUUCAAUUCUUCUACCUUAGAAUAUCUCUAUCUAGGUGGUAAUAACUUUCGGGGUCAGAUAUCAGAUUUUUCAUUAUAUGGGUGGAAAGAAUGGAAAAUAUUGGAUUUGAGUAACAAUCAAUUUUUAGGCAUGCUUCCGAGGAGCUUUGUUAAUUUUACGUACCUUGAAGUACUUGAUUUGUCCAAAAACCAUUUUAAGGGUCCGAUCCCAAAAGACUUUUGUAAGCUUGGCCGGCUUCUAUAUUUGGACCUUUCUGAGAACAACUUGUCUGGAUAUAUACCAUCUUGUUUCAGUCCACCACCUCUAACCCAUGUGCAUCUAUCCAAAAAUAGAUUGAGCGGUCCAUUAACAUAUGGAUUUUAUAACAGCUCUUCCCUGGUUACGAUGGAUCUUAGAGAUAACAGCUUCACCAACUCAAUUCCAAAUUGGAUUGGCAAUCUUUCAUCAUUGAGUGUUCUUCUUCUGAGAUCUAAUCACUUUGAUGGUAAGCUCCCUGUUCAGUUAUGCUUAUUAGAACAAUUAAGCAUUUUGGAUGUUUCACAAAACCAACUCUCUGGUCCACUACCCUCAUGUUUAGGAAAUCUUACUUUCAAGGAAAGUUCCCACAAAGCAUUCACGAAUCGCGAUGUUCUUUUACUACCAGGGUCCAUCCAAAAGGCUUAUUAUGAAAUAAUGGGUCCACCAGUAGUGGAGAGUAUGUACACCUUGUUAAAGGGUUAUUGGACUAACUUUACAGAAGAGGUGAUAGAAUUUACAACUAAAAAUAUGUAUUAUGGUUACAAGGGGAAAAUUCUUAGCUACAUGUCUGGUAUUGAUCUCUCCAAUAACAACUUUGUAGGAGCAAUCCCACCAGAAUUUGGAAACUUAAGUGAGAUACUGUCAUUAAACUUAUCACACAACAAUCUCACUGGAUCUAUCCCUGCAACAUUCUCAAACCUGAAGCAGAUUGAGAGUUUGGAUCUUUCUUACAACAGCUUGAAUGGUUCCAUCCCUCCACAACUUAUUGAAAUUACCACACUAGAAGUUCUUAGUGUGGCGCACAAUAACUUGUCAGGUAAGACACCCGAGAGAAAAAAUCAGUUUGGAACCUUUGAUGAAAGCUGUUACGAAGGAAAUCCUUUCUUGUGUGGACCUCCAUUGCAAAAAAAUUGUAGUGAGGAAGCAGUGUCGUCCCAGCCAGUGCCUAAAGAUGAACAAGGAGAUGAUGGUUUCAUAGACAUGGAGUUUUUUUACAUCAGUUCCGGUGUAUGUUACACAGUUGUGGUGAUGACGAUUGCAACAGUUCUCUACAUCAAUCCAUAUUGGCGAUGCAGGUGGUUGUACUUCAUCGAAGACUGCAUAGAUACUUGCUACUAUUUUUGGGUGGCUAGUUUUCACAAGUUCUCCAACUUCAGAAGGUGAAUUUGUUACUGGGGAGACGGUCUAUCCUGGUUUGUGAUGAUUAUUUUUCUUGUAUGUCUAGCUAUUGGGUGCUUAACUUGUAGUGUACUGUCUUUAUGCUCAGCCUUGCUAUCUGAUUAGUUAUUUGAGCUAAAUAUAUAAGGAAGGGAAUUGAUUUGGA
Messenger RNA from Populus nigra (black poplar), 3288 nucleotides. RefSeq names its product cuscuta receptor 1-like. Bases 114 to 3128 code for a protein of 1004 amino acids. The record is from RefSeq and is a predicted model, not a curated record. NCBI's taxonomy places the organism in Eukaryota, Viridiplantae, Streptophyta, Magnoliopsida, Malpighiales, Salicaceae. Gene Ontology annotation, molecular function: protein binding. The transcript has 5 exons.